Acinonyx jubatus (cheetah) is the source of this 1184-nucleotide messenger RNA. RefSeq names its product FGFR1 oncogene partner 2 (gene FGFR1OP2). NCBI's taxonomy places the organism in Eukaryota, Metazoa, Chordata, Mammalia, Carnivora, Felidae. Gene Ontology annotation, biological process: response to wounding. The record is from RefSeq and is a predicted model, not a curated record. Bases 152 to 913 code for a protein of 253 amino acids. The transcript is spliced from 7 exons.
GCGGAGGUUUACCUCCGGCCAGUGAUGGGGCUGAGCUCCGCUGACCCCUCCAGCCGCAUCUCCACUGAUGGUCGCUGCUGGGUCCUGAGUCUGCUCGCUGAAGAAGGUGAACAGACGAGCGGAGUCUCUUCCCGUGGGUAUUCCUUUAGAAAUGAGUUGCACAAUUGAGAAGGCACUUGCUGAUGCUAAAGCUCUUGUUGAAAGAUUGAGAGAUCAUGAUGAUGCAGCAGAAUCUCUGAUUGAGCAAACCACAGCUCUUAACAAGCGGGUAGAAGCAAUGAAGCAGUAUCAGGAAGAAAUUCAAGAACUUAAUGAAGUUGCAAGGCAUCGGCCACGGUCCACAUUAGUUAUGGGAAUCCAGCAAGAAAACAGACAAAUCAGAGAAUUGCAACAAGAGAACAAAGAAUUGCGUACAUCUCUGGAAGAACAUCAGUCUGCCUUGGAACUUAUAAUGAGCAAGUAUCGAGAGCAAAUGUUUAGACUGCUAAUGGCUAGCAAAAAAGAUGAUCCAGGUAUAAUAACGAAGUUAAAAGAGCAGCACUCCAAGAUUGACAUGGUACAUCGUAACAGCUCCGAAGGAUUCUUCCUUGAUGCAUCUCGACACAUCUUUGAAGCAUCUCAACAUGGACUGGAGAGGAGGCACUUGGAAGCAAAUCAGAAUGAAUUACAAGCACAUGUUGAUCAGAUAACAGAAAUGGCAGCAGUAAUGAGGAAAGCCAUUGAAAUUGAUGAGCAACAGGGCUGCAAGGAACAGGAACGAAUAUUUCAACUUGAACAAGAAAACAAAGGCUUGAGAGAGAUCCUGCAAAUAACUCGAGAAUCAUUUCUGAACCUUAGGAAAGAUGAUGUGUCUGAAAGUUCAUCUUUGUCAGCAUUAGUGACCAAUAGUGACCUGAGUCUGAGGAAGAGCUGAAGAGCCUGUAAGUCUGUGAGCUUCCUGCAAGGCUCCAAAUGGUCACUGGGACUGGCCUACUGACAUGAAUGAAUUAACAGAAAAAUCCAUCUCAAGCAACCCUUUAUUUUUUUUCUAUAGUAUGUACAGUGCACUGGCAAUGACAUUCUUACGCUGGCAAAAAUGCAGAAUUAAUGGUUGUAGAUUUUAUUCCAAAAUAUAAUAAAAAAAUAGAAACUUUGUUAAUUGGGGAACAAACUGAAGAUUUUUUGAGUGACUGCUGAACCUAAUA